GGUCGGACGUGGCCUGCAUUUCGCGAACUCGCACCACUCGCCGCUUCUCGCGCUUCCAAUAUCACCACAUCCUCGGCCUUGACACCUGUUUCUAGUAACUCAAACGCGGCGAGAGCACCGGAUAUGCCAGAGCCGAUGACCACAUAUUUAGCUUUUGGAGGCACGGGAUCAUUUUUGUUGGCAAAGAGAUGGGGAAAUCCACGAGUGGUGCGCUGCCAGUAGCUCAAGCAGGGAGUGGUAUUAGGCAGAUUCCUGCUGGAUCCGUUUUGGGGACUUGUCAUGAUCGCGGCGACGGAGUAAAUGGAGGGGAAGCUUAUGUGUCAGAUAAUCUGCUCCCAGCUAAAUACUUUACUUGAUCCACCCAAGUGACGGCUUGUGCCGCUUAACCGUGAUUACAACCGUGAGUACAGGAAUUGUUCGUUUCGUGCGGGGAGAAGUCCGCGAUUUGUCUCCCUGUGACUUACCUAUCCCUCCACCAAACCCACUCUCCUUUCUUGACAAGGAAUCCAUUUAUCGCAAAGCCAUGCUUAAUAUAGUUAAAGGUCCACGAGAGAGCUCCCCCAAUGCGCGAUUGGCGGACUCUAGCGCGCCACUAUCCUGACCCUCUCGUGGCCAGGGGCGCUUGGCGGCCGGCAUACUCUCGCCUCGACCUCCUCUUAAAGCCAGCGGAGGUAAAGAUGUGCCCCAGGCGGGGUAAGACUGGAAGCUUCAACCUUUUUAGGUCAACCACACGAGCGUCCAAGACCGUUGGGUUCUGUCUUCAUGGCCUCGGAGCAUUCCCGAGGUUACGCCAAGUUCUUUCUGGGCGUCUUGCGAUUGGUGGCUGACGCGAGUUCCUUAUCACAAGACAACAGCCCCUUCCGAUCUGCGAUCUGCACGGGGCAUAUUGACCCCCGGAUGUGGCUCGAGUCGCAUGCGAGAGCUUAUCGGGACGAUGACUACUUGGCUGUUUCUUGUUCUUUAAGAGGAGACGCCUCCCAGACAGCCAGCUUUCUCUGCUUCUCUCCUACAGAUCAUCUCCUUUGGCUUCCUGCCCAGUGAUCAUGGGCCUCUCGAAGAUCUUUCGGCGCGGUGACCCGACGGAUGGCUAUGUACGAACAGCGGAUGAGCGGGCUCUUGUCCGACGUCUGGAUACAUUCCUGCUCACCUUUGGCUGCCUUUCACAAGUGAUCAAAUACCUUGACCAGCAAAACAUUAAUAAUGCCUAUGUCUCUGGCAUGAAGGAAGAUUUGAACUUGAAGGGAAAUGAACUGAAUUUGUACGACUGCCUGCGAUCGUCAGACCAAUAGACUGCUAAUGAACAUCAGAUUUACCACGUACUUUAACGCUGCAUACUGUGUUAUGCUUAUUCCCUCCCAAAUUAUCCUAACAUACAUCAGACCAAGCUAUUGGCUUCCGGGCCUGGAGAUCGUGUGGGGUGUGUUGACCGGUCUGAUUGCUAUGACCACGCAUGCGAAACAAGUCUACGUCCUCCGCGUGUUUUUGGGACUCUGCGAGAGCAGCGCGUGGCCUGGAAUGAUGACUUUGUUGAUGUACUGGUAUACGCCAACGGAGCUUGCAAAGCGCAUGGGCUUUUACCACUCCUGCCAGGCUGUCGGCCAGAUGAUGUCUGGAGCGCUGCAGGCUGCAAUCUCGGACACGCUCAACGGCCACGGAGGGCUUGCCGGAUGGCGAUGGCUUUUCGUUAUCAAUGCGAUUAUCACCGUUGUGUGGGGAUUUGCGGGAUUCUUCAUGAUCCCAGAUCUUCCUAACAACCCCAACCCUCGGGCAUUUUGGUUCCGCAAGGUCCAUGCAGAGCUCUCGAUGGAGCGACUGGCUCGUAAUGGCCGAGCCGAGCCGAAGAAAAUGACAUGGGCGGGUGUAAAGCGGACAUUCUCGGGCUGGGUGGUGUACUUUAUCGCGAUUCUCUAUAUUGCGACCGUCCUGGGCACGUAUGGCUAUGUCUACUUCUCGCUCUUCCUCAAGUCUCUCAAGAGACCCGACGGGACUCCCAGAUGGACGGUAUCAGAAGUGAACGCGAUCCCGAUCGGUGGCUCCGCCAUUAACGUUGUCUUUGUGUGGAUCUGGGCAUUGUUGUCGGAUUUCCUGCAAACAAGAUGGACUCUGAUCGUGGCCCAGGGAAUCAUUGGCAUAAUUCCCUGCAUCGUCAUGAGCAUUUGGACUUCUCAUCCGACCUCAGUUCCACUCUCUAGCGCCUAUGCGUCCUAUUUUAUCUCAUUCAUCUGUCUUGGAACAGCGCCGCUCAUCUUCGCCUGGCUUUCGGACCUCAUCCCCCAAGAUCCCGAGGCUCGUUCACUGGUUGUUGGCGUCUCCGUUGCUGGAUAUUACGCCAUCUCUGCUUGGUCGCAGGUACUGGUAUGGCCAGCGUCGCAAGCGCCAUAUUACAAGUAUGGCUGGCAAUCUGCAUUAGCCUUGUUGGUGCUCGUCAUUAUCAUGACGUGCGCCCUCCGCUACAUCGAUGUGAGGUAUCUUCUACCAAAGCGUGAGGCGUUCCAGGAAACGCUGGAAGGGACUGUCGUUGGCCGAAAAGAUAGUGUUUCGGGUUUGACAGACAGCAAUGUAGCGCCAGGACCGAGUUCGGAUCCUGAUCGGAAAUCUGUGCACAAGGCUACUGUGGACGAAGUCUGAGAUAGAUGCAAUAUGAAUGACGAUGCUAUAUGAAUG
Penicillium brasilianum is the source of this 2664-nucleotide messenger RNA. NCBI's taxonomy places the organism in Eukaryota, Fungi, Ascomycota, Eurotiomycetes, Eurotiales, Aspergillaceae. The record is from the annotation of a GenBank genome assembly.